AUGUCUGCUCAGGCUAUAUCUACCAGCCAUGGGGCUGCUCAGUCGGAAAAAUCGAACUGGGAGUUGCCUUCGAUUCAGAAGAUCCUCGAGGAUUUGCCUAGCACAGUGUCAUCCUUAGAAGCGCGCACAGAGACGAUUGAUUCCUCAAAGCAACAGGAGAUGUUUCACGAUCUAAAAACAAUCAUUGAACAGGCGCAGGCCGACGAGGAAGAGAAAGUCUUCGAUCUCAAAGAGCUACACAGUUCUCUUGAAGAGGCAGAGGCAAGCUCCAAACGGGGUCGCCGGGAUGCUCAGACUUUGCAAAGUGUCUGUGAUAUUCUGCACAAGCUGUGGUCUUGCGAUUCCCAAUACCUGACUCAGGCUACUGAAAUAAUCGCAAAUGGAAGCAGAGAUCCGUCAUGGCGUGUCCCGUUCGGCCAGUCGGGGGUGUUGAAGUUCUUCUUGGAUGUGAUCUCGUCAAAGGAAAAGGUUGAUCCGAGCUUGUUGCUUCACUCUCUGCGAGUCAUUGGUAACUCUUGUGCCGAUACAAAUGAGAACAGAGAGAUUGUGGUCGAAGGAAACCAUACCCUUGCUAUCAUCCGGUACUUCCUUGAUCCCGACUUGGUCUUUGUGGCGAUUCCAGUCAUUUAUAACAUCUGCAUGGACUACGAGCCAGCCCAUGCUCAGAUAGCUGCUAACCGGACAGCCUACAUUCUGUUGAAAUUGAUUCAAGACGGCGCGAUUGAGGACAAUGAGGCUCUAUUGAAUUUCGCUUAUGAUCUGAUCGAACUGGCCUCGGAACAAGCCGGCGGAAUCGAAAACUCUCCUGAUGGAACAAUUCUAUUGCUGAUGCAACUUGCCAUCGUCGAGAACCUCGAAUUUUCUCACUUCUCAUCACUGGCAACUUCACUAGCCGCAUACUUGGAAAAAGAGAGAUUCCAAAAUGUGUGUGUGUCAAACAUGAUGGUGGAGGGCGUCCUGGAUGUUCUACGCCGUUCAUUCUCCGUCGAGGUAGACCAGUCCUCCGCCGAAGACGUCAAGGCUAUCGCCCAACUUCGAUUGAAAACCAAUCAGGCUCUGGCUGAGGUCUCAGCGUCGCCAUUGUUCGCUCAAAAUUACCCCCUCGAUUCUCCCCUUUCUCAUACAUUGAAGUCGUGGGUCGCUUCAUCGGAAGACCAGCUUCAGAUCUGUGCCUGCGUCAUGCUUGGGAACUUGGCUCGAUCUGAUGAGGUCUGCCGGGUGAUGGUGCGUGAGCUCAAGAUCCACGAAGAACUCAUCUCUGUUCUCAAGGGUGAGGCUCGUGGGGCAGUUCUACAUUCUUCGCUUGGUUUCCUCAAAAAUUUGGCCAUUGCCGGUGAUAACAGGGCCGCGCUUGGAGAGGCUGGUAUCAUUCCUGCCGUUUCACGCUUAUGGGCAUACGAGUCUGUGCCGCAGGUUCAAUUCUCGGCGGCUAGUAUUGCCCGCCAGGUGAUCAUCUCCUCUGUGGAUAACAUCUCCUAUCUUCUUGCUCCGCUUUCACAGGACCCAGACUCCCCGGCUCACCAACGGACCUAUCUCUCUCUGCUUUUGUCUCUCUUCGAGAAGACAGACUCUACGCCUAUUAAGACCGAGAUUGGCCGGACAGUUGCUUCGAUCUGUCGAACCUUGAGCCCCAUAGCUCGCGGUGGAGAUGAAAAGGCAUUAGAUUUGCUCGAUCGGCUGUUCACACUACACGAUGGUGUUGCAAUGCCAAUAGGCGCGAUGAUCACGCAGACACAAUGGCCUGUCGUGCGCAGCGAAGGCUGGUUUGCCCUUGCUUUGAUGGCAACUGAUCCAAAGGGCUGUGCUGCAGUCGUGGAAUGCUUGCACAAGACCGAGGUUACCGAGCUUCUCAAGACGGCGCUAGGUGGUGAAGCUUCGGAUCAGGUCCAAGCGGAAGAAAAAGAAGAGAAGCAAGAAGUUGACAAGUCGCAAGAAACCAAGGAUCGUGAGAAUGCCUUCGUCCUUGUGCAGGGCUUGUUAAAGAAUGAGUCCGGGGCGCUUCCCGAAGGAUAUAGAGAUCUGCUAGAAGAUCUAGCGAAGCCUCAUGCUUCGUUUUUGAAGGCUUCUGCUGAGGCUUAA
Messenger RNA from Penicillium salamii, 2079 nucleotides. The record is from the annotation of a GenBank genome assembly. Lineage: Eukaryota; Fungi; Ascomycota; Eurotiomycetes; Eurotiales; Aspergillaceae.